UUGUGCUGCUGACGCAUUGAGCUUCCCAAGAAAGGCACUGGACUUGACUACAGUUGACUUGACUACAUACUGGCGGAGAACUCUGUAAGAAAAAGCUGACGGAAUACUUUAAAAGUAAAAGAUAGAGAUGGAUUUCUUAAAUCAUAAUUAUUUGAACGCGCGCACGCCCUAUGACUAUACCUUUAAUUUUUGGAAUGACUAUCUCGGCCUGUCGACACUGGUCACGAAGAAUAACAAGCACAGUGUGCCCCAAAGUCCUAACUCCAUCACGGAGUCCUUGAAAGCAACUCUGGGCUUGGAUGACUCUCCAGCGUGUGCGUGCGUAAUCUCGGGCAGCGGUGAAGGCGGACACCUGGACUGCUGCUGCCCCUCCGGGAGUCCCCCGCCUACCUCCAUCCUCGACUUGAAAGAGCGCUUCUCCAUAUUGAGCCCCUUCCAAAACCAAGGUGCGGGCGUCCCUCAACAAGACCGGGACCUCGGCUUUGGAGGAAGCUUCACGGGAUUUGAUCUGUUUGGCAUGGAGCGGAAGAUGCGGAAGCCAACGGCACGGAAUAAGCAGGAGCCCAAGAUCUGCGUCUUCUGUCGGAAUAACGGAGCCCCGGAGGAAGUGUACGGCUCUCACGUACUGAAAACACCAGACGGGAGGGUUGUGUGUCCCAUUCUCCGGGCUUACACAUGUCCAUUAUGCAGUGCCAACGGAGAUAAUGCGCACACAAUUAAGUACUGUCCACUCUCCAAAGAUCAACCAGCCCAGCGACCAUUAAAGGGAGGGAGGGCAGUAGGUGGUAAGCGAAUGAAAAUAUUCUAAAAGACAGAGCUUCAUACAUCGAGUAACUAAAUUUGAUUGCACUGAACAUUUCUUUCAGAUGACUGUGUCGAUUGCGGCUUUCCCAGUCCUAACUGCUAUGCUACAGGAUUUAAUAAACAAAUUAAAUAUCUUUUUUUUUUCAAAAUCUCGUAUAUUUUUAUAGAUACUUUAUUUCCAUAGUUUAUUGUAUUCGUUAUUCAUGAAAAGUAUAUAUUUUUUCCUUCACUCGUUAGUGUUUAGAUGUUUAUUCAUCAAAAUUCACAGUACACAAUCACUUUGUGUGAAUAAACAAUGUUAUUUUCUUAUGUGGGGAAGUAUACAUGUUGUCAUGAACAUUGGAGGUGUUUUGUUUAUGUUAACCCCCAGUAUUUUCCAUGUAAGCUAAGCUUACUCCUAUUAUCUUUUUAAACCAAAGUUAAGUUUGCCAUUAAUCAAGAUUAAGAAUGUUCCAUCUCUGUACCAUUUGAUACUGGAGUUUUCUGUAAACUUAAGUGUUCUUGGUAUGACAUUCAUAGCCCAUUCCUCCUCUCCUGCAGUCCACCACACAAUUUACUUCCCUCUGGGACUGACAUUUAAUAUGUGUAAGAGAAAAAAAGACUCACAAAGGAGUCUCUGUUAUGCAUUCAUGUUUUCAGAGUAACUUCAUAAUCAAUAGUUGCCCUGCCAAAUUACUCUCAACUUUGCUGACAGGAAUUGUUGUUUUCUUUGCCCAGGCUUAUUUUGAAAUAAGUUAAUUAGGCCAAUAUGAGGUACCUUUGAUGUUUACAUCCCUGACCAAGGGUUACACACUGGAUUUAAUGUCUUAUGGGUAUCUCUCUAGGACUGCACACUUCCCUUUCAACUGUUUCAUGAAUUCCACUUUGGGUAUUUUUCCAAAACCUUUACUGGGUGAAGUUAGAAGCACUCUACAAGAGUCAAUAUUGCAGUUUUACCAAGUCAGUGGUGGAAAUAUAGCACGAAUGAAUGUUAUUAAUAAAAAGAGCUUUUGUAAAACAACAUACUUGCCCCUUUUGCAUAAUGUAUCAUACAAAGUAUCCAAAAAUAGAUGCAAAAUAUUGUGAAUGUACAAUUGACUCUUGCAGGACUGCACAUGUCGAACAGUUGUGUUUACCAAAGGAAUACAAUUUUAAUGAAGUAAGGAACAUAGAUUUGCUGUAUUGUAAAUAAAAAGUUUAGUGAUGUUAAUUCAGUAUUUUAACAUUAUAAGUGACUUCAGAGGGUACUACCUCAACAGGAUUUUGUACUUACAUGUAAAAUGUCAACAGCAGUUUAUUAAUAUAGUGCUGCCAUUUAUAAUAAGGGUUUUUAAUAGUAUUUUUGAUCUUUGUAUAACAUAAUUGUAUUUUCUUUUAUUGCAUCCAACACAUGGAAGAGACUUUCCAAUAAGCUCCAAGCAUUGUUCGCCAAAAGGUGAUUGUUGUAAAUAAUGAUAUCCAUACAUUUUUUAAGUUGCUGUUCAAUGUUACAUUCUUGAGGCGUGAAAGAGAGAGAGAGAGAGAGAGAGCAAGAGAGAGAGAGAGAGAGAAAGAGAAUGGAAUAUGUUGAAGACAUUAGACAAUUUGCCACUUUUAACUGAGGUUUGUAAUUAAAUUAAAAGAGAGAAAAAAACACUGUUGAAUUUUGUUAUUUAUAUUUUGUCACAAUUCCCUGUAUGCUGCUGUGCAGAGAAAUUCCGAAGAUAUAAAUUCACUAGAGAAAUAAACAGCUUGUCUACUAUUUUAA
Molecule: messenger RNA, 2530 nt
Organism: Alosa alosa (allis shad)
Lineage: Eukaryota; Metazoa; Chordata; Actinopteri; Clupeiformes; Clupeidae
Gene: nanos1
Product: nanos homolog 1
Exons: 1
Coding region: 128-808 (226 amino acids)
Biological process (GO): negative regulation of translation; oogenesis
Cellular component (GO): perinuclear region of cytoplasm
Molecular function (GO): zinc ion binding; mRNA binding
Source: RefSeq, a predicted model, not a curated record